Molecule: messenger RNA, 4872 nt
Organism: Ooceraea biroi (clonal raider ant)
Lineage: Eukaryota; Metazoa; Arthropoda; Insecta; Hymenoptera; Formicidae
Product: odorant receptor 13a
Biological process (GO): detection of chemical stimulus involved in sensory perception of smell; sensory perception of smell
Cellular component (GO): plasma membrane
Molecular function (GO): olfactory receptor activity; odorant binding
Source: RefSeq, a predicted model, not a curated record
UUGUUAGAAAAUUUUGUAUUUAUUAAACGUAACACAAUUAAAAUCUUUAAACAUUCAUAAAAAUAGACGUUGACCUAUAUUCGAUUUCGAGCAAUUCGAUCUAACAUUAAAUGCGUAAAGUUAUACCGAUAUAAUGCAGUAAUACUUUUAUCGUUUUUCAUAAACUUUCGUGCGCGAAAAUAAAUUAAUUUUUAACGUGUUAUCUCUACAACGCAGCCUUUGCGGUCUAACGUUAACUCAUUUAAUGGAGAUGUAACGUAAAGAGUAGCCUCGCUGGAUUAAUGAAAUAUCUAAAAGAUUACAUAAAAUCUCAUUUUCCGCGCAAUUUUGGCAACGGAAUUUCCCUUUUAGUUAAACGAGCGCAUGCGGGAGUCAUCGACAGAUAUCGACGAUUUUGGAAACUGGAUGUGAGGCGAGACCUAUAUAGUCGUUACCUUGCGUUGUAAUUAAACCAGAGUCUAUAGGUACAAUGUAUGUAAAGUGGGUUAGCAGCGUCCGAUGCCGGUACCGUAGAUUAUUAUGUACCGUCCUGAUGGUACCACCCGCGGCACGUGGAACCCUAUGCUGCUGAUAUUAAUAUAAUGUUAAUAGCAGCCACUUGUUGUCUGAAAUAAAGUUUGGAAUGUUCGCCCCAUUUUAUGCCUAUGAAAUUCUUCGGCGCAAAAUUUUUCUCAAAUUCUUUGCAUUUUAACACGUUGCCAUGCGUUACCCGCAUAAGGGUGACAUACAUAUUUUGUCGAUCGUUACGUCACCUAUAUACGAGUGACAGUCUUAUUUACUCAAUCUUAUGAUAUCAUGUGAAAAAGAUAAAUGCUUAUUUGUUUAUUCAAACAUUUCCGCGCACGUUAAUAAAUUGUUAUUUAUAUAAUUAAUAUUAUUAAUAUUAUUAUAAAAUAUUAUUAUCAUUCAUAUAAUAUGUUUUAUUACAUACGUAGAAUUUAAAAAUAAUGUAGAAACAUGGCGUUGUUGUGAUCAUAACAGUUGUACAACAUAAGAAAGUAUUCUAUUUUUUCUAUUUCUAUUUAUAAUAAAUACAUAUAAAUUAUUAUUCACCUCGGAGUCUUAUAUGCAAAUUAAACAACUGCAAUAAUCAAUCUUUAAUAUGUUUGACUUUGGACUAGGUACUUUACAAAUAUUUAAAGAAAUGUAAUUUCAGUCACCGAACGCUUCGGUUUACUAAAUGAGACUGCACAAACCGAAUAUAUACAGUUAUUCAUGCGUGCACCUUCGACAAUACUCCCCUGUUUGCGGUAAUAUUUGCAUGGGUGUGCAAAUAUAAUAUCUAAAAUCUCAAUAGUUAUCGUACAAAUUGUUUUAACCGCGGCUCGAUUCGAUGAAGUCACAUAAAGCGAUAAACAAUACACAAAAUUGAAACGAUCAUUAAUCUGGCCAAUGUUGCCAUUCGAGCUUUGCUCUCAAAUUACAUUGUCAAUAAAGGUGAUAUCUCGAAAUAGAAUCUGUAAAUGAAAGAGAGCACGCAAGUACUAAUGUAAUGCGAGUGGCCGGUGAGAAAAUUCUUCAAGAAAACUCAAGUCUUCAGAUUUGAAAAUGAAGCAGUGUUGCGAGCGAAGUAUACCCGCUACAAUAGCUUGAUUUGCGGCGGAGCUCUUGUAGAUUGUGGUCAUCCCUCAAAUUAACACAGCACCAUACCCCGAACCGCCGUCAAUCAAACUUAGGGGUUUCCCCUUGCAUUCCCGACCCGGUCUUCAGCAACGCGCGCGCGCUCCGUCAGUCACUCCGCUGCUAUGGAGCUUCUGUCGUUGAACUCGCACCACUCCAAACAAAGCAAAUGAAAUUAAGCGCUAAUUACUGUACCAACGCGACACUACCUUCCAGCUGCUAGCAGGAUGCACGUAGAGAUAUACGCGUUUCAUUAUGCUAAGUGGCGCUGGUGCGUCUAAGAUACACAGCAACAUGGCGAGAUUAAUCUUGUAUUAUUCAAACAAAAUAGCUACGAAAAUUUUAUUUACUGCUUUUAUAAAAGUACCGGCACGUUGGGAAAAUUAUUAGUCAUUCUAGUUAAUUAUUAUUCUGUCAUUCUGGUGCUAAUACAAGUGAUAAUAUUCAUUUACCGUUGCUAAUAGAAGCUUUUUUGAAUGGUUUAUAAAAUCACUCCAAAACGUUCAAUUUUAUCUUGUUUAGAAUAUUCUAUCAAAAAAUAAUGUAUCAGAACAAUAAAAUUGUUAUCAAUAGGAUCAAUGGUAUCAUACAAAAUCUUUGAUUAAUUAGUGGGUAAAACUGCAUAGAUGGUUACACCUCGAAGAUCUUUUUCAUUUUGACAUAUAUUAUGAAGGGUGAACUUCUGAAUAAUUUUUACUUAACAACUAUGUGGCGGUCAUGUAUAGUUUCUGAGAUAUAUCAUAAAUAAUAUUAAGGAAAUUAUACAGAUUAAAAGAGCUAGAUUCGAUUACCUUAACAUAUAUUAUAGAGGUCAUCCCCCCGAGUAAUCUGUACAAGGUUUCAGCGUUCACAGUCACCAUCGUUGUCAAUAAUUGCCUGACAUCGUCGAGGCUACUACUUUCCACUAACUUGGCAAUGUAUUCUUGCGAUAAAUAUCUCCGAUAAAAUAUCAGAUGAAUAUGUAAUGCUAAGUAAUUGCUUAGCAUUAUGUACAUUUUUCCCCAAAGUUUGUGCUUUAUGUAUGCUUAAACGUUUUCGAUUCGAUUAGCAUUUGCUUAGCGACUAUGAUUGUCAUGAAACACGGUUUCGCAAUGCGUAUGCAGCAUUCAUGGAGACAUUAGUCUUUCGAUCAUAAAGCUCGAACGAUAAUUGACGCUUGCUCUACAAAGCAUCAUAGGCAAAGGUUCCGUUAACAUUUACCGGCUUAAAGGUUUCCAUGUAAAUAUUUCGCCAGACACCCUCUUAUCAAACAGAUUGUAUAUUCCUCCCACAUUUUAAGUGUUUUUAAUAACGAACAUAUGUUACAACACAUAUUAUUAUUAAAUAUUAAAAUCAUUAAACAUGAAACAUUAAAAAACGACUAUAUAUUGCAAUUCAAUAAAUACGUAUUUUUCAAAAAAGUUUAGGAUGCAAUUCAACAUUCGUUUCAAACAUAAUAAGUAGAUAAUGAUACAUGAUAUGUUAUAUAAUUACCAUCGUAUUAAAUCUGACGUGGAUGUACGAUCAACCACUCUCCUUUUAAGAAGCAUGUAUACUUCACGAAUGCCUGGACUAAACUGAAUGUAAAGACUGUUUGGAAAAAUCAAUCGCGCUUGCGCAAACUUCGGUCAAGAUAUCAUGACAUGACUAUUUUUCUGUGAGAAAUAAAAUUCCUUUGUACUUUCGUUACGCCAAAUCGAUCGGUUAAUCGCCCACUUUUUUCUCCCGCGCAAAUUGCGAGAAAAUUAUUUCUAUAGCACCUUAUAUUACAUCUUGAUAUUUUAUGUUACUUUCGUCGAUACAUUUAUGUUAAAUUAAGGAAUUUUGCCUUGGAAAAUAUGCUAGAAGAAAAAAAUUAUAUAAUAUUCUUUAUUCGAAAAAGAAAAUAUGUAAAAUCGCUUUUUCGCGAUAUAUCGCUGUCAAAUGUGUAUGGGUGCUCGAAGAAGAGUGACUUAUAUGGAUACUCAAUUUCUUUACCUUCAUCGAAUGUCUCUGGUCGCAAUCGGGUUAUGGCCUUACCAUCGAACAAUGCUUGUUCAACUUCAGUUUUAUGUGUUUUCUCUUACUAUGAUUAGCUCUAUUAUAUUUCAGCUUACAACAAUUCUAACUACAGAAUGGACUAUUGACUUUACCGUUGAAAUUCUUUCUACAUCACUUUUUCAUGUUAUGUGCUUAAUUAUGUAUCAUUCUUUUUGGAUUAACACGCAAGUUAUAAAGCGCCUAUUGAAAAAUCUUCAGUACAUCUGUAGCGAGUUAAAGGACGAAAACGAAAUUAUUAUAAUAAAAAGAUAUGGAUACAUUGCAAAAUGGUUAGCAAUUGUAUUCACAUUGUCGAUGAUGGGCGGUUUAUUCGUUGUAACUCUUUUGCCAAUUCUGCCGCGGAUUUUCGGUAUCUUUUUCCUCAUAAAUGACUCCAUGCCAUAUCGCAAUAUAUACAUCAGACAUGAAUAUUUUGUCGAUGAAGAACAAUAUUUUUAUUUUAUUUUGCUUCAUCUGUACGUAUCCCAGUUUGCAGCAGGAGGUACAUUAUUAGGAGGAGCAAUAGUGAUGACGGGAUACGUUACAUACUUUUGUGGAUUAUUUAACAUUGCCAGUUACCGUAUCGAAAAGGCAAUGCGAAUAAAUAGUGACGAAGUAAGUAAUGGAAAGAACAAGAGAGAGAUUGACAAGAAGAUAAGUCAUGCAGUGGACAUUCAUCGCACAGCUCUUGAGUGUACUGAAUUCUGUCUAUAUAACUUUGAGGGAGCACUUUGUCUUAUAAUAGCGAUUAUUGUAAUUUGUUUGAGCCUUCAUCUGUUUGGAAUCUUUUACGCCGUUGGUUUUGUAUUUAGGAUUGAAACUUUUGUAUUACACUGUGGUUUUUUGGUUGGCAUUUUAACAUGUUCAUUGGGACUCAACUGUGUGGGUCAAGCAAUUACAGAUCACUAUAAUUACAUAUUUUCAUCCGCAUAUAAUCUUCGAUGGUAUAUUGCAUCUGUACGCGUGCAAAGAUUAAUAUUGAUUCUCUUGCAAACAGGCACUAAGCCUUACAGCGUGAAAUUCAGUGGUUUUUAUACAAUAUCUUUAGAAAGCUUUGCUUCGCUGUCAACUGCAUCAAUAUCGUAUUUCACUGUUUUAUAUUCUAUACAGAAGUGAUAUUAACAUGUCUCAAUAUUAUGUUAAGACCACAUGGUAAAUUCGAAGAUAAGUAACUUUCCGUUCUUAAAAGUUUCAAUGUUAAAUACUUGGUGUCUCAAAGUGUCUCGAAGAAAUGAAUAAAAAGAAUUAAACAUC